This is a messenger RNA of Dioscorea cayenensis subsp. rotundata (Guinea yam), 984 nucleotides long. RefSeq names its product ORM1-like protein 3. The transcript is spliced from 3 exons. Gene Ontology annotation, biological process: negative regulation of ceramide biosynthetic process; ceramide metabolic process; intracellular sphingolipid homeostasis. Lineage: Eukaryota; Viridiplantae; Streptophyta; Magnoliopsida; Dioscoreales; Dioscoreaceae. Bases 182 to 652 code for a protein of 156 amino acids. The record is from RefSeq and is a predicted model, not a curated record. Gene Ontology annotation, cellular component: endoplasmic reticulum membrane.
UUGGCCUUUGACCGAUCCUUCGCCACGCGCGUCUCCACCCUCUUCGUCCCCGGCCCUUCUUCUUUGAAUCUUCUCCUUCUUCUCUUCUCUUCGCUUCUUCUAUAUAUAAAGACUUCUCCUUUUUCAUCUUCCAAGCCGGGAGAGAGGGGAGCGAGAGCAAGAGCAAGAACCAAUCGGGGAGAUGGCAAAGCUCUAUAAGCAGACGGUGCCGCCGCCGGAUAUGAACAAGAACACCGAAUGGUUCAUGUACCCCGGGGUGUGGACCAUCUACAUCCUCAUCCUCUUCUUCUCAUGGCUUAUCGUCCUCUCCAUAUUUGGAUGCAACGCUGGCAUGGCUUGGACCCUUGUCAAUCUUUUCCACUCUGUUAUCACAUAUUACUUUUUCCAUUGGAAGAAAGGAACCCCUUUUGCUGAAGACCAGGGCAUGUAUAAUAACUUGACAUGGUGGGAACAGAUUGACAAUGGCAAGCAGCUCACACGGAACAGAAAGUUUUUGACUGUUGUACCUGUUGUCUUGUACCUGAUUGCCUCACACACCACUGAUUAUCAGAAUCCAUGGCUUGUCCUCAACACAUUUGCCGUCUUCGUUCUAGUGAUAGCCAAGCUCCCCAACAUGCACAAGGUCCGCAUCUUCGGAAUCAACGCAGACUAACGGAAGGCAGUACAAUUGAAAGAUCUCGUAGUCGUUAUCUCUUCUGAUCAAACAACUGUCCCGCUAGAUGAUGUUUCAGACAUCCAGUAGGUGUUUCUCGAUGCAUGUACAGAACAGAACUGUAAGAAACUAGAAUUGGUGUUGUGUUACUGCUUUCGAUAAAUAGAAGAUGGCUUGUAUUUCCGUCUUCCAUGUUUUAUCUCCUUUGACAAUGAACCUUUAAAGUUGUAUCAGCAGGUUCACAAGUUAAAAUCCAUGUUUUCUUGUAGCACUUCUGUAGAACCAGAUUUAUAUAUUACUGUGAAUUUGAUGUGGUUUCUGUUUUUAAGUUA